This is a messenger RNA of Plasmopara halstedii, 963 nucleotides long. RefSeq lists its product as uncharacterized. Bases 1 to 963 code for a protein of 320 amino acids. Lineage: Eukaryota; Oomycota; Peronosporomycetes; Peronosporales; Peronosporaceae. The record is from RefSeq and is a predicted model, not a curated record. The transcript is spliced from 5 exons.
AUGGUCCUCAAUACGUCGAUGAAGCUUGGUGCGCGCAGCAAACGCUUUCUCUACGGUGUAAUGUUCGCAAUAACUGGCACAUAUCGAGCACUUGCCGACAAUGAAGUGCGCAAUGUUUUUUGGAGGAACAUGAAAAUUCUGCUGAUCAUGGCCGUCGUGCUAUCCGCCCUACUGCAUGUGUUGCUGCUGCCCAUCGAGUGGAUUAGCCAUCUCAUCUUGAGCCCACAGACGGUGGACGCCAGUGUACGCGCUUUCCGCUACACGGCUGCGUCCACGAUCCCAUUCCUACUCAUUGGCGUAAGUCGUCUUUUCAGAGUCAAAAUGUUCGAAAAAGCUUUUUUUGCGGGACUCGCUACGCGCGACGUGAAUCUCGUUAAGUCAAUCCAAAAGAAAAAAGGAAUUCAUCUGGACUGGGAAUAUGCUCGUCAUCUACUUCGCUUUGGACUGCGACAAGUUGGAUUUGGAAUUGUGGCUAUAAUUGCAAAACCAGUCUUAGGCAUAUUAAUUCCAGUCGCGCAUUUUGGUUAUCGUAUUCGACACAUGGAGGUGGCUUUCCUUCUCCCACUUUUCUUAGCUUUUAUUUUUCCCGCUACUCGUGAGGCAGCACUGCAGCUUGUGCAUAUGUGGCUCGACUCACGCGCGAUGGUACGCGAGCUUUUUGAUCCAAUCAUCUCUCGCAUAAAGUCUGCAGCGAUGGAAGGAGACCCUAACGUUAGCACCGACCUGCUCACUGACAUGGAGAUCGAUAGUGAACAAUACUACAGUCGUACUAAUCAGCGGGACUGGCAUCACAGCGGAAGUGACGCGGCUCGCUUGGGCUUUGGACUUGUCUUCUGUUACAUGCUACAGGUUCCAUUCCUUGGACCCUUUACUUGGUUUGUAGCCUUUGCUUCAGCUGGCCUGUUCGCCCCGGAGCUUGUUGAUUUGCACGCAUUUGGUGGCGCAAAGAAGAACAUACAAUGA